CGUUGGUAUAAGUAUCACACCAUAACCCCACAAUCCCACCAUUUCCACUAUCUUCAACCAAAUUUUCAGUACAUGCGCAUUACCAAACUGAUAUCAUUACGGCUGAGGAGUAAUCGGACAAAGAUCUGAAUACUCCUUGCGUCUGGAAUUGUACCCUGCUACAAAACCCAAACCAGAAGAAUGCUUCCACCCAUCCCAAUCCUCAGCGAUUACGGAAUAUCACCAAAUCAUGGUUUUCUUCCAGCUGACUUGCCUCUUGAGAGGCUUCCUGAUCCUUACUACAACAAAUGGGAGGCUAUUGUCGCCAACCUCCAAGGAUUGAUUUUGAGUAAACGACUACGUGGGGUCAUCGAUCGACUCCCUAUCCUUUCCACUGCGGGUCUGGAACAUGACUCGGAGUGGCGAAGAGCGUAUUCGUUGUUGAGUUUCAUGGCCCAUGGCUACAUCUGGGGUGGUGACAGCCCUGCAGAGCGUUUGCCGGCCUCGAUCUCAAUUCCGUAUCUUCACAUUUGUGAUUACCUUGAGGUUCUUCCAGUUGCCACGUACGCUGCGGUUUGCUUGUGGAAUUGGAAACCUCUGUUUGCGAACGAACCAAUUGACCUGGAGAAUUUGGCUACGCUGACCACCUUCACCGGAUCCAUCGACGAAUCAUGGUUCUAUCUUGUUUCCACUGCUAUCGAAGCACGAGGAGGGCAAACCAUCCCUCUCAUGCUCGCUGCUAUCGAAGCAGCGAGAGCCAAUGACGGUGCUACCGUAGCUUUGUGUCUCCGAGGAUUUGCUGAAGCUUUAGACGACCUUGGAACUGUUUUGCAGCGCAUGCAUGAGAGCUGCGACCCGACUGUGUUCUACAAUCGCAUCCGUCCAUUCCUUGCUGGUAGCAAGAAUAUGGAAGAGGCUGGAUUGCCCAAUGGUGUCAUCUAUGAAGAUGGCACAGGGAAGGAGCAGUAUAGACAAUACAGUGGUGGCAGCAACGCACAGAGCUCCAUCAUACAAUUCUUCGACAUCAUUCUUGGCAUCGAGCACCGUCCAACUGGUGAAAAGAAGGACCCUGCUUCUGAGAGUGACCUCGAAGGCACAGCUCCUCCCGCUAAGCACAACUUCCUACUGGAGAUGCGAAAGUACAUGCCUGGACCCCAUCGCCGUUUCCUGGAGGACGUCUCUCGAGUCGCUAAUAUUCGCGAUUAUGUGGAAACACACCGCGACAAUAGCGAGCUCACUCUAGCCUAUGAUGCUUGUCUUGCAAUGCUUCGAGAGCUUCGAAGCAAGCAUAUCAACAUUGUCUCUCGCUACAUCGUCCUCAAGUCACGCGAGUCGAGAUCCCACUCUCGUUCAAAGAGCCCUGUUGUGGAACGUCGCAAGGUCGACUUAGCGACGGCUUCCCGUCAGCACAAGAACGAUCCCAAGAAGGGGUUCAAGGGAACUGGAGGCACUGCAUUGAUUCCAUUCUUGAAGCAGGCUCGCGAUGAGACUGGCGAGCCGGCUAUUGACAAUUGGGCAAAGCGUGUUAUGAAUAAGGAUUCCCGCUCUACUGACAAGGGUGAUUUCUUCUUGGGGAAGCUGGAUAAGCUUCCUGAUGGCGAAGUCGAUUUUGGUGGACUGGCUGGAAGCUGGGCUCUUGACGAAAAUGCUGGUGGUUUGUGCCAUUACUAGGCUCUACCGUGCUGGCCUUCACUGCUGUUGCUCUUACAGAUAACAUGACAUUUGCGCGAUACAGUCUUUACCCUUGCACUGAAGAUAGCUUGAGAUUUACGCAAUACAAUCUUUACACACUGGACCUAAGUGCAUGCUAUUUAGUGACGAUUUUGAUAUGCCAC
This is a messenger RNA of Mollisia scopiformis, 1814 nucleotides long. RefSeq names its product Indoleamine 2,3-dioxygenase. The transcript has 3 exons. The record is from RefSeq and is a predicted model, not a curated record. Bases 181 to 1650 code for a protein of 489 amino acids. Gene Ontology annotation, biological process: 'de novo' NAD+ biosynthetic process from L-tryptophan. Gene Ontology annotation, molecular function: heme binding; metal ion binding; indoleamine 2,3-dioxygenase activity. Lineage: Eukaryota; Fungi; Ascomycota; Leotiomycetes; Helotiales; Mollisiaceae. Gene Ontology annotation, cellular component: cytoplasm.